This is a messenger RNA of Populus euphratica (Euphrates poplar), 309 nucleotides long. Its product is annotated as cyclin-dependent protein kinase inhibitor SMR1. The transcript has a single exon. Bases 1 to 309 code for a protein of 102 amino acids. Lineage: Eukaryota; Viridiplantae; Streptophyta; Magnoliopsida; Malpighiales; Salicaceae. The record is from RefSeq and is a predicted model, not a curated record. Gene Ontology annotation, biological process: regulation of DNA endoreduplication.
AUGUCUAGCGAUCAAGAACUCUUCCAAAGCUUGCCAAAACUUGGAUUGAAAGUGAUAAAGACGACUCGUAAUGAUGAUGGUGGAGAUGAUGACUGUGAGCAUGAGUGCUGCACUCCAACAUCAGCUCAACUCAAGAUUCCCGCCUUGUUAACCUGUCCACCAGCACCAAAGAAACCACCAAGAAGUCCGGAUUCAUGGAAGAGGAAACAGUCAAAUCUGCACUUUUUUGAGGUUAUGAACCGUGAAGAGGUGGACUUGUUUUUUAGGUCAAGCAAGAAGGUUGGUUUCGCCUCUGGGGUGGUCGAUUAA